UGAUCCAUUAUGAAGACUCGCUCCGCGUCCUACAUAAGCCUUUGGUCAGUGGGCAAUAGCUGUUGACUGUGUGUGUACAUUUAGUUUGGAAAAGCUUAAUUGGGUUUUGGUGCCAUUGACUUGAUACAUCAAUUAAGUUUACAACAGGUUGGGUUGUCCAAAAGCACGAUGAUGUGACAUGAACCCCUCUAUCAAAGUUCUGUAUUCUUCUACCCCAUGGUCUGCUGGGGACAGAGCUGGACUCUACCAAAGCUUAUUUAUGCUGCUUAAUUCAACCUAGCCAUCAGAGACGCUGCUUUGGAGGACGAUGCAUUGUACAAGAAGGAAGCGGCUCCAGCUGAGCCGGGUUCUGUUUCUCCUCUCCGGGGUUUUCCUUUGCACCCUCUAUCAGCUCACCAUCAGUGCCAGACUGCAACAACCCAUGUCAGUGGCUCAGAUCGGAGAUGAUUUUGGAGAGGGUUCGACAGAGGGUGUAGAGGAGGCCCCGGCAGAAACUGGAGGGUUGGAGGAACCUUUUACUGUUGAACCUGAAUUAGAGCGUACAGAUCAAACAACAUCAACCCAUGUGAUUCCUCAUACUGACAAGGGUAUCAUUAAAAAUACAGAUACUGAUGCAACUAAGCCACCCACUUCCUCAGAAUCCCCACUAUUACCAACCACAAACCGGACUAUUGUGCAUUGCAUCUAUGUGGCCCCUGAACCUCCUUUGGUGACACCAACACCUGUUCCAGCUCCACCAACUACAACCGCCUCCCCAGCUCCACCUGGUGAAGCUCCUCAUGUUAAAGGGGAAUACCCUGAAGAUAUCUUCUCUAUCGAAGAGCGCAGACGAGGAUGGGUGAUCCUUCACAUUUUAGGGAUGAUGUACAUGUUUGUCUCCCUCGCGAUUGUCUGUGAUGAGUUCUUUGUGCCUGCACUGGGGGUAAUCACAGACAAGCUCGCCAUCUCUGAUGAUGUAGCAGGAGCCACCUUCAUGGCUGCCGGAGGCUCUGCACCUGAACUAUUCACCUCCUUGAUAGGAGUCUUCAUCGCCCAUAGCAACAUUGGAAUCGGCACAAUUGUCGGCUCAGCAGUUUUUAACAUUUUGUUCGUAAUUGGGAUGUGCGCUUUGUUUUCUCGAGAGAUUCUCCACCUAACCUGGUGGCCCCUUUUCAGAGACGUCUCAUUUUACAUACUCGACCUCAUCUUACUGAUCAUCUUCUUCUUGGACAAUGUGAUAAUGUGGUGGGAGAGCAUGAUGCUGGUGGCAUGUUACAGUCUCUAUGUUGUCUUCAUGAAAUUCAACGUACAAUUAGAGCGAGAAUUCAAGACCCAACUCCACAAACACAAGAGCAUUGUGAAGGUUAUUGCUGUGGAGGAACCUGAGAAGACAAAUGGGGAAGGUGAAGAUAAUGCCCCUCCUGCUCCAGAGGACAAGAAUCGGUUAAAGCUGAAGCCAUCCCUUCAGCGAGGGGGAAGUUCUGCUUCUUUACACAACAGCACCAUGCGAAACACCAUCUUCCAGCUCAUGAUUCACACAUUAGACCCUCUGGGAGAUGGAAAAUUUAAGGAUAAGGUUGAGACGCUGAACAAUGUGGCUAGACGGAAGUCAGUGUCCAAACCCCAAGACAAAAGUGAAGCUAAAGGUGGGACAAUUGAAGAGACCAAAGAGCCAGAGGCUGCCCCAGCCAAAGAUGCGGAAAAGAAGGAGCAGCCAGAAGAAAAGAAGGAUGACGUGCCAGCAGAACAAGGUGGAUCCGAAGACUCAGACAAUUCUGACAGUGAGGAAGAUGACAGCGAGGAAGAUGACAGCGAAGAGGAGAGCGAAGAGUCUAGUGAAGAGGAGGACAAGGAGGAGGAUAAAGAGGAGGAAGAGGGGGAAAAAGAAGAUGACCCUCUAUCUUUACAGUGGCCUGACACACCUCGAAAACAAGCCACCUACCUCUUCUUGUUGCCCAUAGUCUUCCCUCUGUGGCUCACAGUUCCUGAUGUUCGGAACCAGAAAUCCAGAAAAUUCUUUGUAUUCACCUUUCUGGGCUCCAUUAUGUGGAUUGCUAUCUUCUCCUACCUCAUGGUGUGGUGGGCCCAUCAGGUGGGAGAAACCAUCGGCAUCUCGGAGGAGAUUAUGGGCCUGACAAUCCUGGCAGCAGGAACCUCCAUCCCAGACCUCAUCACUAGUGUGAUUGUGGCCCGUAAAGGCCUAGGAGACAUGGCAGUGUCCAGCUCUGUAGGCAGUAACAUCUUUGACAUCACUAUGGGCCUACCCAUCCCAUGGCUCAUGUACUCUUUCAUCCAUGGCUUAGCUCCAGUGGCUGUCAGCAGCAACGGGCUUUUCUGUGCCAUCGUGCUGCUCUUCCUCAUGCUCCUCUUUGUCAUCAUCUCCAUCGCAGCCUGUAAAUGGAAGAUGAAUAAGGUGCUGGGUUUCACCAUGUUUCUCCUCUACUUUAUCUUCCUGGUGCUGAGUGUUAUGCUGGAAGAUCGGAUCAUCAUCUGCCCUGUUUCCAUCUGAGACUGCAAACACAAGCCUUUCUCACAACAAACACUUUCCCAUUGAGGGGGGAAGUAAAUAUUGCUCUUAAAACAAAGCAAACACAAAUUAAAACUUCCUUUAAAAAAAAGCAAAUUAAAACUCAGGGAAACUAAUUUUGGAAUUGAUAUACUUUGAUAUACUUUUAACAACUGUAAAAGUACGGCAUUAGUUUAAAAAUACCUUUAAAGCUCUGUCCCAGUUUUUCCAUUUUCAAAGACUUUCCUUUGGACUUUGAAUAUGUUUUAAAGAACAUGGGAUUUCAUCUCAGGGCUCUUCCAAAGGAAGACUGUUUCUUUUGGUGAAAUUUUAGGUGUGAGCCAAUAUAUAUAAUAAUCUUAAGUUUUUUUGUGAAAUUUUCAGAGUAUAGCCAUCCUUACCCUUGUUUUUUUUCUAAAAUGCAUAGAGAGCUCUUUAGAUCUUGAUUUUGUGGAAGCACUGACUUUGGUAGCGAAGAGGAAUCAAGGUUUUAUAAAUGACAAAACGGUAAAUUAUCUGUACUUAUAUAGCGCUUUAUCAUGUCUGAAGACCCCAAUGCCCUUUACACUACAUUCAUUGCACACAGUCUGAAGCACUCGUUUUAAACUGUAUGGAUUAUGGGGUGUGAUUAUUACAUGGUUGUAUCUACAUGGCAAGUUAAUUAUCUGCUUUUUAAUAAAGUUGUUAAAGUUAUUUUUGCUAUUU
Messenger RNA from Cyprinodon tularosa, 3190 nucleotides. RefSeq names its product solute carrier family 24 member 1 (gene slc24a1). The record is from RefSeq and is a predicted model, not a curated record. The transcript is spliced from 10 exons. Gene Ontology annotation, cellular component: membrane. Lineage: Eukaryota; Metazoa; Chordata; Actinopteri; Cyprinodontiformes; Cyprinodontidae. Gene Ontology annotation, molecular function: calcium channel activity; calcium, potassium:sodium antiporter activity. Gene Ontology annotation, biological process: long-term synaptic depression; intracellular calcium ion homeostasis; long-term synaptic potentiation. Bases 308 to 2488 code for a protein of 726 amino acids.